Aspergillus japonicus CBS 114.51 is the source of this 1281-nucleotide messenger RNA. RefSeq lists its product as uncharacterized. The record is from RefSeq and is a predicted model, not a curated record. Lineage: Eukaryota; Fungi; Ascomycota; Eurotiomycetes; Eurotiales; Aspergillaceae. The transcript has 5 exons. Bases 1 to 1281 code for a protein of 426 amino acids.
AUGACCCCUACACAACAAUAUGCAACUUUGGAGGAAGGUUCACCAGUUGUCCAAUUUGUCCAUCAGGGCUCCCAAUGUGCCGGAGGAUUGCAUUUGAAGGCUCAGAAGUAUCGAGGCGAGACAUACCUGACUUACUGGAUGGGGAAUAAUGAACUGGACCCCCCUGUCGGAGCAGGAUACAUGCAUUUUAAUUCUAAUUCAGCCAUGCAGCUUGACAAUUCCUAUCGGGAACGGCAUCAGAUUCAGCCGGUUGGCUACCCAGCAGCAGACAAACAUGAGUUCCACGUCACUCAGGAUGGCACUGCAAUCGUGAUUGUGUACAGCCCCGUCUUAGGGGAUCUGAGUCCGGUUGGGGGGACUUCUGGGUGGGUUCUCGACGGAAUCUUCCAGGAAAUCGACAUUGAAACCGGAGCUUUGCUGUUCGAGUGGCACGCGCUUCAGCAUUUUCCGCUCAACACCACCUUCCACGACCUCGACAGCUGUGGCCACAGGCGAUGCGGAUCGGACCCCUCAACCGCCUUUGAUUUCUUCCACAUCAACAGCAUGGACAAGACCCCGACAGGCGACUACCUGAUCUCCUCCCGCCAUACCCACUCAGUCAUCAGCAUUGAUGCCUCCUCGGGCGCGGUGCAAUGGCAUGACGCCCGGUGGCGCGUCCCCGACAUGAUAACCCUAUUUAACAACUCCGCCAAGGCCGAGAACGACCGGAUGCCAGAGGCACGGGGAAUUGCCCUCAAAGCCGAUGUCCCAGCCCACCAGGUAUGGCUGCAGGCCUUCUACCGUCAUCCUAGUCAUCGCAAGUCCGGUUCUCGAGGCAAUGUCGAUAUCUUGCCCAGUGGCAAUGUUCUUGUCGGUUGGGGCCACAGUGCCGCCUACACGGAGUACACCGCUGAUGGUACAACCAUCCUCUGCAGUAUGCAUUUUAGCGCAUUUAUUCUAUUCUCAGUGGGACUUACCAACUCCUAUCGGAUUUUCAAGGAUUCAGGGGUCGGGCAGCCGCUUACAGACCCACCUGCAGUAGUAGUGGGGCGGCAGGUCUUUGUCAGUUGGAACGGUGCCAUGGAGGUUGCGAAGUGGAGGCUAGAAGUCCUGGAUGGCUCCGAUCAGCUCACGUUCCAUCCGGUUGUCACAGUCCCCAGGCAAAGCUUCGAGACGGCGAUCGCUCUUCCAUCUGGCUACGAAGCCAGCAAGUUUCGUGUGGUCGCUUUGGGCGAGGGAAAUGAGGAGCAGGCAAAGUGGAUUCGCUCAAAUUCAGAUUCAACAUCAUCACUGCACGUCUAG